Molecule: messenger RNA, 1005 nt
Organism: Dissoconium aciculare CBS 342.82
Lineage: Eukaryota; Fungi; Ascomycota; Dothideomycetes; Mycosphaerellales; Dissoconiaceae
Exons: 1
Coding region: 1-1005 (334 amino acids)
Molecular function (GO): tocopherol cyclase activity
Source: RefSeq, a predicted model, not a curated record
AUGGAGCAUCACGCUCCCCAUAAGAGAGCCGUAUUUGAGGGCUACUACGGCAAAUUCGAUCUGCCCUCCGGUGGUCAUCUCGCGGUGAUAAUCUGCGAAGUUCGCGGAGCUAAGAGCAAACCAUUCAUGGUAUCCUUCACAUACGUCCCGAAAGAUUCCACGAAUGUGUACCAGAAGGAAGUAUGGGCCGAAAAAAUCGAGAUGGUCACGGAAUCCGACAACACGAGCUUUCGACUCGAUAUUCCCGACAUAGGCUUCGUGCGAUGGGGCGCCGAUUCUCUGUCUGAAUAUGAUCUCUCACACCCAGACUUUACAUUCAAAGCUAAGACGACAUCAAGAACACCGUGGGCGGACGGAACGAGUACACCGGAGAGUCUGCUUGUACAUCUUCCACUCCCAUUGCACUGGCACGUCCACUCGCUAGCUUCUGCAUGUUCCUUCUCAUUGAGUAUCCCCAGUAUCGAGCUCCAAUCUGCAGAUUCUUCUGGCCAUGCGACUGUGCACGAAGAGAAGAACUGGGCCUUCAGUUUCCCUUCAGCGCACAUCUGGGUACAAGGUCGAGACGGCGCGAACGGGCUCUGCUGCGCGGGAGGUCAGAUUCUCGGUAUGGAGGCUUUCCUGCUAGGCUACCGAAGCAAGGAUUUGAACAUAGACUUCCGACCUCCUUUCGCAGUGCGCUUCGCUGGACUCAGCCCUUUCUUAUCAUAUUCUCAUAACUGGGAAAAUCGUACAUUUGAGCUCAGUGUGCAAAGCUUCCAGCAAAAGCUGAUGGUCAAGGCUUCUGCUCCAAAAGGAACGUUUUUCUCCUUGAGCUCGCCUUUUCCGGAAGGUCACAGAGAGAAUUAUCUCGGACAAAGUUUCCGAGCCACUAUUGAGGUUGAGAUAUAUCAGAGUAGCUGGUUCGGGCCAUGGCGACUAGUCCGAGAGGACAAAUUCGAGAAUGGCAGUCUUGAAUUCGGAGGAGGAUAUUACCCACCCGCAGGAAGCUCCGAACGCUAUCACUGA